UUGGUAUGUUUCUAUGAAAUCAAAACACAAACAAACUCAAAGUGUGCAAAGAGACCAAAAAGAACUUCUAUAAAAAAAAUGAGAGAAACACAAAACAUACAAAUUGAUGCGACGAAAUCAAUUUGAAUGAGAAAGAAAACAAUGAUAAAAGUGUGUUAUCUGUAAUUCGCAAGUAAAUGAAUGAAAAUUCGCAACUCUUUCCGCAAUGAACACCUUUGUUGUACAAAAUGUUCACUCACUCUCACUAUUAUCAAAUUCACCACUUUCUGUAACUCCUUCCUUGUUUCAUCACCACCUUCGUUUUUCUAUUCUUCCCAAUCGCAAACCAAUAACCAGAAGCGCCCUCAACUUCAACAUGGCUCAAUCUGCAAAAACCCUAGGUUUUGAGCAAAAGAGAGUCGUAAUACCCAAUAAGCACGGUGAAAAACUAGUUGGCAUAUUGCAUGAUUCUGGAACGAAACAGAUUGUUAUCUUGUGCCACGGUUUUCGAUCCUCUAAAGAAUCCAAUACCAUAGUGAACCUUGCUGCUGCAUUGGAAAAAGCUGGAAUCAGUUCUUUCCGCUUUGACUUUUCCGGAAAUGGGGAAAGUGAUGGCUCGUUUCAGUACGGUUACUACUGGAGAGAGGCUGAUGAUUUACAUGCUGUGACUCAACAUUUCCAUGGAUUAAACCGUCUGGUGACUGCAAUUGUUGGGCAUAGUAAAGGUGCUGGAGUGGUGCUUCUCUAUGCUUCAAAAUAUAAUGACAUCAAAACAGUCGUCAAUAUCUCUGGACGCUAUGAUCUGAAGGCGGGAAUUGAAGAACGCCUCGGAAAAAAUUAUAUGGAGAGAAUUAAGGAGGACGGUUUCAUUGACGUGAAGAGGCCAGGAAGUUCCGAUUACCGUGUGACUCUGGAAAGUUUGCUGGAUCGCUUAGAUACAAACAUGCACGAAGCAUGCCUUCAGAUUGAUACAAAAUGCAGGGUCCUUACAGUUCAUGGUUCUUCAGACACAGUUAUAUCUGUUGAAGAUGCAUUUCAGUUUGCUCAGAUUCUACCAAACCAUACAUUACAUAUCAUAGAAGGAGCUGAUCAUUCAUACACUAAUCACCAAAACGAGCUAGCUUCGGUUGUUGUCAACUUCAUAAAAUAAAAGUAACCUUGCACUGGAAUAGGAAUACUUAGGUCUUGCAGUUCCGAAUCAUUUGAAGUUGCUACCUGCGACAAAUUCUCACAGAUACGCCGAUGUUCUGCAACAUUUUGAACUCUUCUAUUUUUUACUCAUAAAAUUAGUGAAUUUUGCUUUGUACGAACUUGCUGUGAUAAUCCAUUGGUAAACAAAGCAUGUGCUCCUAUUGUACACUUGUUUCUAAUACAGUGGCUAGUUUACAAAAUAGAUACAAUAAACAUACAUCCUAGUUUUCUUAA
Messenger RNA from Lathyrus oleraceus (garden pea), 1404 nucleotides. RefSeq lists its product as uncharacterized. Gene Ontology annotation, cellular component: cytosol. The transcript has 8 exons. Lineage: Eukaryota; Viridiplantae; Streptophyta; Magnoliopsida; Fabales; Fabaceae. The record is from RefSeq and is a predicted model, not a curated record. Bases 206 to 1129 code for a protein of 307 amino acids.